CUAUAUAAACUGCACUCAGCGAGUAGAGCUCACAGCUUCAGUGGACAGCUCCGUGGUGCUGAAACCUCAGAGACACCACACACACUCAGUCACUCUCCCCAAGCCGCGAUACAUGACUGGAACCAUGGACGGAUUCUCGUGGAAACUUUUUCUACUUUCUUGCCUGGUUGUUUUGGAGAACUCUGCGCAAGACUUCGGACAGACGCAGUUUAUUUGCACGUCGGUACCCAAGGAUAUGGACUUGUGCGCGGCCACGAUGCAGAACAGCGGGCCGGCGGAGGACUUGAAGACCACGGUCAUGCAGCUGAGGGAGACCGUGCUACAGCAAAAGGAGACCAUUAUGAACCAAAAGGAGACAAUCAGGGAACUAACGUCCAAGUUGAGCCGCUGCGAGAGCCAGAGCCUCCCGGCGGCGGGACCAGGCGGAAGACGGCCGGGGUCGAAGAACACGAUGGGGGAUGUAUCCCGGGGCACCACGGACACUCUGGCUCAGCUGGGACAGACUUUACAGACGCUGAAACAGAGACUGGAGAAUCUAGAGCAAUACAGCCGAGGGAACAACACCGUGCAGGCGAACAGCCUGAAAGAUCUGCUCCAAAACAAGAUAGACGACAUGGAAAAGCAGGUUCUGUCCCGGGUCAACACGAUAGAGGAGACCAAACCUGCUUCCAGGAAUGACACCGAGCAGCGGAACAGAGUGGAGUCCACGCUCACCUCUCUGCACCAUCGGAUCACAGACCUGGAGAAAGGUAAAGACACCAGGCCAACUGAUAAGUUUCAGCUCACCUUCCCCCUGAGAACCAACUACAUGUACGCCAAAGCCAAGAGGAGCCUUCCUGAGAUGUACUCCUUCAGUGUGUGUCUGUGGAUCAAGUCCAACGCCUCUCCUGGGGUGGGGACACCCUUCUCCUACGCUGUCCCGGGUCAGUCCAAUGAGCUAGUGCUGAUCGAGUGGGGGAACAACCCUAUGGAGAUUCUCAUCAAUGACAAGGUUGCACAGUUGCCGUUCCUCAUCAACAAUGGAAAAUGGCAUCACCUCUGCAUCACGUGGACCACCCGUGAUGGGAUGUGGGAAGCCUUCCAGGACGGAGUGAUGCGGGGCAGUGGAGAGAAUCUGGCACCGUACCAUCCCAUCAAACCAGAGGGAGUGCUGGUCCUGGGACAAGAGCAGGACACUUUGGGAGGAGGCUUUGACGCAACACAAGCUUUCGUCGGUGAACUAGCAAACUUAAAUAUCUGGAAUAGGAAACUUUCUAUCGCUGAGAUCUACAACUUGGCCACCUGCAACAGCAAAGCACCGGCUGGCAACGUGUUCUCCUGGACAGAGAGCAACAUCGAAAUAUUUGGUGGAGCGACCAAAUGGACCUUCGAGCCUUGCCGUUCACUCAACUGAACUGCAUUUCACCGUUCAAGAGAGGCCUCUCUGUAUUUCUGAGCUUUUGUCGUUCUUGUCUUCAUUUGACGUUUGUUAGAGACUAUUUGAGUUAUUGGUAAGCUUAAAUCUGGGAUUUCUUUCAUUCUUAGGUAUUUAUGUGCAAAACAACACUUCAUCUUGAGGAAAAAAAAAAUCUAAUUCGUCUUGGAAACCUCAGUGAGAAAGUAUUGGUAUCUGUUUCUCCUUUGUUUUCUCGGACGUUCAGUUCAAAGCACACCUAAGCUUUUCGUUUGGCUUAUUUCGUCUUGGACUGGCAGCUGGCAAUCUGCGCCUUAUGUCUGGACAAUUCACAAUCCAAGUGAGGAAUUACAUAACCGCUCCCACCCCCAUCUCUCUGGAAAGUGGGAGAUUACGCUGUCCAUCCAAUUCUUGUCAGUGUUUGGCGCUGUGAAGUGAUGUCUGACGCGGUACAGCUCCCUGCGAACCCCCCCCCCCCCCCCCCCCCCAACAACAACACCAUCAUCCCCUUGUUCUCCUUCACUCUGCCCCACCCCUCCGGAACUUGCACUGUGACUGACGAAGAGAUCGCCAGGAGAGGAGGGUAUGUUGAAGGACAUUGCAAAGUCAGACUGUGGUACAAGUCAAUUUGUAAUCGUUGUUCGCUUCAAGUAUUUCUGUAAGAAUGUCGUUAACUUGCCAACAUUGCUACAAAGCCUGGGUGCCUUGGGCUGGUACAAAUAUUCAGCACAUUCAGUAUGUUUUCAUUUGCAAAUUCAAUGUUUAUUGGUUUCUGUUUUCUUUCCUGAGCUGGGUUGAGUUUCUUGUUUCUCUGGUAAAUGUAAUUUAAUUACAGUUUGUUAUCUGACAUGACGUGUUUUGGCAGGUGUUUGUACUACUCUGUAUUAGGAAUGUUACAGUAUGUGUAUAGUAACAGCAUGAAUGACAGAGUGCUGUGAAAGCAUUGUUGAAAUCUGCUUUACUAUCUUCUCUGGGUCUGGGUUUUUUACUGUAUUGUUAUAUGCUCCAAGCAUGGCAAAACUGAGAGAUGAAGAAAUUUAAUUUUUGUAAUAAAAUUGUG
Messenger RNA from Epinephelus moara (kelp grouper), 2453 nucleotides. RefSeq names its product neuronal pentraxin-1-like. NCBI's taxonomy places the organism in Eukaryota, Metazoa, Chordata, Actinopteri, Perciformes, Serranidae. Bases 113 to 1393 code for a protein of 426 amino acids. The transcript has 5 exons. The record is from RefSeq and is a predicted model, not a curated record.